ACACACUAGAACCGACUUGGGUUAUGCAGCCUACUCGGGCUCGGCUCGUGGAGUAAUCACCAGGUAUUUCUAACAUAGGCAUGGAGCCAGCACCAGAAGCCUUGACCAAGACCUGCAGCCAGGGCUGCUCCAUCCCCUAUGCCCCAGGACAAAAUCCCCGAAAGGCCGAGUGACUGGAGGUGCCAGCCUGGGGACGUCUUUUAAGAUGACCCGCACGGACCCGCCGGACUUGCUGGUGUCGACCGUGUACCAGGAUAUCAAGGUGGUAGACCCAGGCCUCACGUCCAAACGCCAGCCAUGUGAGCGUUCCAUGGCCCGGCCUGCUGCGCCCACGCCUUUCAACAAGCGCCACUGCCGUAGUUUUGACUUCUUAGAGGCACUGGACGAACCCACCAUGGAGACACACCCAAAGCCACCACCUCCUGAACCUGCGCCACCCCGCGCCCGACCCAGAGACAGCGAGCCUCGGCGCCGCACCCGUUCCAAGAGCGCGCCCCGUGCGACCCAAGGCCUGGCGACUGCACCGGCUUCGCCACCUGUACUGCAGCGCAGAGGCCGGGAAGCCCAGCGUGCAGUGCGGGUGGAGGGCUCGCCGCACCGGGAGCCCUCGUAUCCUGCUCUGCGAGCUCUCGCUAAUGAGCUGCACCCCAUCAAGCUCCAGCCACAGCGGGGAGGCCCAGGACGCAUUGCGCCUCUAUGCGCCACCCCAGGCCGCUGCGCACCACCGGAACCACCCUCUGGACCCGUCCCCCAUGUCCGCUGCCGUUUGGACAUCAAACCCGACGAGGCAGUGCUGCAGCACGCCGCCCGAAGCUCACGAUCUUGUGCACCUAGAGAGACGACGUCCUGGGGUCGCACAGCCCCGCAGUUCCACGGCCUCACAGUUCCCGGUCCUCGCCACGUGGCCCUGUCACGCACUCCCACCCCCAGUGACUUGUACUGUACUGACCCCAGAGCACUGUACUGCGACGGGUCACUGCCUGGGGCCCGGGACUACUUGGAGCACCGAAGUCAACCCUUCGCAACGCCUCCAGGUCCCACCCAAUUUUUCUACACCGAGGAGCCAGAGGGCUACGCAGGCAGCUUUACUGCAAGCCCCGGCCUUCCCUUUGAUGGCUACUGUUCCAAGCCCUACUUGUCCGAAGAACCCCCUAGACCUAGUCCAAGGCGUGGGGGCAGCUACUAUGCUGGCGAACUACGCACCUUCCCGAUCCAAGAGCCUCCAUCCCGCUCCUACUACGGGGAGACAACUCGAGCCUACGGUCUGCCUUUCAUUCCCCGGUAUGUCCCAGAAGAGCCUCGGGCGCACCCUGUAGCCCGCACCUUCUACACAGAGGAUUUUGGGAGGUACCGUGAACGCGAUGCACUGGCUCGGACUUACCCGCACCCGCGCAGCAGCCCAGCCUGGGCUGACUGGGGUCCGAGGCCUUACCGCACCCUUCAGGUGAUGCCGCCUCCUGCCCCUGGACCACUGUUGGCCUCGUGGCACGGCGGCACUGGCACAAGCCCACCCCGGCUGGCCACAGAUAGCCGCCACUACUCUCGAUCCUGGGACAACAUCCUAGCUCCUGGUCCUCGUCGUGAAGACCCUCUAGGACGUGGCCGCAGCUAUGAGAACCUCCUGGGACGGGAGGUUCGAGAUACGCGGGGUUCAUCCCUUGAAGGACGGCGUCCACCAGUCGUAGUGAAUCUGUCCACCUCACCCAGACGCUAUGCAGCACUGUCGCUGUCCGAGACGUCGCUGACAGAGAAGGGCCGCACCGGAGAGAGCCUGGGCCGCAACUGGUACGUCACGCCAGAGAUUACUAUCACAGACAACGACCUGCGCUCAGUGGAGCGCCCGACUGCCAAGGGCUGGGAAUUGCCUGGAGGCCGACCACGGCAGCCCGCACCCACGGUCCCUGAGGGUCCUGCUUCCAGCCGCCAGCGCAGCCUCGAGCAACUGGACGAGCUCAUCACCGACCUGGUCAUCGACUCACGAUCGCCAGCCCAGGCCCCGGAGCCUGCCGCCGAAGGUUUAGGCCGCCAACUACGCCGCCUGCUGGACUCACGGCCUGCGGGCCUUGGAGGAGCCACCGCGCUGGCGCCGUCGCGCUCGCCCCCGGCCUCGGCUGGCAGCACCGAAGAGCCCACCGGCUCGGGGGAGGCAGCCGACGCCUCCCCGGAGCCCAGCGCAGAUGAGGAUGACUUGAUGACGUGCUCUAACGCGCGCUGCCGGCGGACAGAGACCAUGUUCAACGCCUGUCUCUACUUCAAGUCGUGCCACAGCUGCUAUACCUACUACUGCUCGCGUCUGUGCCGCCGAGAGGACUGGGAUGCGCACAAGGCGCGUUGCGUGUACGGCCGCGUGGGCAGCGUGUGCCGCCACGUGCUGCAGUUCUGCCGCGACAGCAGCCCAGUGCAUCGCGCCUUCUCGCGCAUAGCACGGGUCGGAUUCCUGUCGCGAGGCCGUGGCGUGCUGUUCUUGGGCUUCCCGAGCCCCGGCUCUGCCGACAACUUCCUACGCUUCGGCCUCGAAGGGCUGCUGCUAUCGCCCACCUACCUGUCGCUGCGAGAGCUGGCUACACAUGCGGCGCCCCUGGGUAGCUAUGCACGAGAGCUGGCGGCCGCCGGGAGGCUCUAUGAGCCGGCGGAGUGCUUCCUGCUUAGCGUGUCCGUGGCCGUGGGGCCCGGCGCUGCACCCCCCGGAGCCGCUGCCCGGCCCGCACCGCGCAGUCCUGGGCCCACGGUGCGCAAGUUCGCCAAGGUGGCCCUGGCCGCUGGCAGUCCGACGCGGCCUCCUCCUGCGCGUGGCGGAGAACCAGAUAUGGAAACGUUGAUCCUGACGCCACCCCCGGGCACCGCGGGCCUGGACGAAGAGGGUGAGACCGGCCGGCGCGCGCGCGAGGUAGCCUUCAUCCAUAUCCAACGAGAGCUGCGACUGCGCGGUGUCUUCCUCCGCCACGAGUUCCCGCGGGUCUACGAGCAGCUCUGUGAGUUUGUGGAGGCUAACCGGCGCUUCACGCCCACCACCAUCUAUCCCACGGAUCGGCGCACUGGCCGCCCCUUCAUGUGCAUGAUCAUGGCUGCUUCCGAGCCUCGUGCACUAGAUUGGGUAGCCAGCGCCAACCUGCUGGAUGACAUCAUGUGAACCAGGGGACUGUUAGGCCCAGGCCCCGACCCCGAGCCCUACCUACUCUACUCAGGCCCUGCCUGAUUCAUCACGACCGCCCCCAGAGUCUGGACCAGCUGGUUCAGCGCCUCCCAAGUCCCCCUGGGCCCCCAUUAGUCUUCUACAAAUUCUCUGCCCCGAGCUCUACCCACGCCACACCUCUAACUUUGCCUAGGAGCCCCCACCCUCACCCCCGUCCUGUUUCCA
This is a messenger RNA of Grammomys surdaster, 3358 nucleotides long. It is a transcript of the gene Ajm1, whose product is annotated as apical junction component 1 homolog. NCBI's taxonomy places the organism in Eukaryota, Metazoa, Chordata, Mammalia, Rodentia, Muridae. The transcript has 3 exons. The coding region runs from base 206 to 3130 and encodes 974 amino acids. Gene Ontology annotation, cellular component: plasma membrane; apical junction complex. Gene Ontology annotation, biological process: cell-cell junction organization. The record is from RefSeq and is a predicted model, not a curated record.